UCGAGUUUUUAAAAAGGGGAGGAAAAAAAGAAAGAAAGAAAAACAUCGAGAGUCGGGGUUCGCACGUCGCCCCUCUCAUCGAUCCAAAAUCACUUGCUUCGAUUCAUCUCCCCCGCAGGAACUAUUGUGGCUGAUACUUUAAGCUGCUGGUGUUGUCCGAAGACUUUAUAGAGAUGGCUGCUUCUUCAUUAAAGGCCAUGGCAGAGAGGGCAGGGCCUUCUGUACGUAAGCAGGCCUUGACUUUGACAGAUGCUGCUGCUGCUAGGAUAUGCCACCUCCUUAACCUCCGUCAGCGCCCAUAUCUUAAGCUCGGUGUCAAGGCCCGCGGUUGCAAUGGUUUAUCCUACACCCUCAAUUAUUCUGACGAGAAGGGGAAAUUUGAUGAACUGGUGGAGGACAAAGGUGUCAAGAUAUUAAUUGAUCCAAAAGCUCUCAUGCAUGUAAUUGGAACCAAGAUGGACUUUGUUGAUGAUGCACUAAAGUCAGAGUUCAUUUUUAUUAAUCCAAAUUCGAAAGGGCAAUGUGGUUGUGGCGAAUCCUUUAUGACAACAAGCAGGACUCAAAAUGCUAAAUCAGGUGGUAUAUAAUAUUUUUAGGACUAGUCCAAUUGUCUGACAGACGAUCUGAAACUUCUUACAAUUUUACACUGAGAGAACGUCAUACAAAGCUGCGACAUGGAACCGAUAAAGCCAUUUUGCUGCUGAGAUCAAACAGUUUGCUGUGCAUUAACUAAAUCAGCAAAUCUUUUGUAGGAGCAAGUUUUGUGCAACAGCAGUCCUGCAAUCUUGUAUUCUCUGCAUGCAUGGUCGUAGAAUUAUGAGAGCCUGCGUGUAAGCAUUUUGGUGUAUCUUCUAUAUAAUGUCAUUCUUGGAUGUAUCAUAAAUAUUUGUAUCUGAAAGGUUUGCAUCGUAUUGCCAGACUUGCAAUUUAAUAUCGAGGGAAACUAUGGAGCUACAUAAUUCUGUACAUCAAAUAAUAUUGAUUGAAAUUUCUG
Molecule: messenger RNA, 994 nt
Organism: Phoenix dactylifera (date palm)
Lineage: Eukaryota; Viridiplantae; Streptophyta; Magnoliopsida; Arecales; Arecaceae
Product: iron-sulfur assembly protein IscA-like 1, mitochondrial
Biological process (GO): iron-sulfur cluster assembly
Cellular component (GO): mitochondrion; cytoplasm
Molecular function (GO): 2 iron, 2 sulfur cluster binding
Source: RefSeq, a predicted model, not a curated record